This is a messenger RNA of Fonsecaea multimorphosa CBS 102226, 1218 nucleotides long. RefSeq lists its product as uncharacterized. Bases 1 to 1218 code for a protein of 405 amino acids. Gene Ontology annotation, biological process: Golgi to plasma membrane transport; conjugation with cellular fusion. The record is from RefSeq and is a predicted model, not a curated record. The transcript has 2 exons. Gene Ontology annotation, cellular component: trans-Golgi network; exomer complex. Lineage: Eukaryota; Fungi; Ascomycota; Eurotiomycetes; Chaetothyriales; Herpotrichiellaceae. Gene Ontology annotation, molecular function: protein dimerization activity.
AUGUUGGUGUCCUUGACCGUCGGCAAGGUCGAUGCGGGUGUCGCGGUCCUGCUCACCCAGGACAAGCGGUUGAUCGAGUUUCCUUCUAUCCUUCUGCCCUCGACCAUCACAUCGGGCUCGAUCGUGGAUAUCGAGGUCAAGCAAAACCACGAAGCAGAGCAGAAAUCGCAAGCCGCUUUCGCUGCGUUACAGAGCCAGAUAUUAAGCACCUAUGGCCUUCAUGUCCCCGCGACACCUGUCCUGCGCCUGCGGAAUGCCACACAAACCUCCCUCGUCCUCGAAUGGGAACCGAUUCAGUUGGCAACAACGACCCUACGCUCACUUGCCCUUUACCGCAAUGGGAGCAAGGCCGGUAACAUACCACGACCGCUAGAGACACUCAGCACCAAGAUGAGUGGAUUGGCAAUCGAUACGGAGUACUCGUUUUAUUUGGUGCUCAAAACCAGUGGCGGGAUCUAUACGAGCAACACCCUUACCGUCAAGACCCAUGCAAUGAACAAUCUGACCGGUAUAACCGUCACCCCAGGGAUACUGCCCCCACAAUUGAGAGAGAGUCUCGAAGAAACGAUCUCACGUAUUGGCGCAAAGAUCAACGACACGGUCAAGAUCGACACCACCCAUUUCGUUUGCACGGAAGGCCGGGGCCGAGAUUGGGAAAGGGCAAAUGAGAUGAAUAUCCCUGUCGUCAGGCCUGAAUGGGUGGAUGGGUGCGAAAGAGAAGGCAAAAUUAUCGGAGUUCGUGGAUAUUAUUUGGAUGCGGAUCCCAAACAAAGACAGAUUGGAUCAAAUCCAAGUCUUUCGGCGCCGCCAGGUCGACCUUCUACCACAACUGCACCAGCUGUGCAGGCCCCCCAACAAGCGAAUGUGCCUCAACGGCCCAAAGAACAGCCACUAAAGAGUCCGGAUAGAGAGAGCACUGUGAGCGGCGAACCGGGUCCUGAAGUUCUGCCUACUCCACCUCCUCAGAAAGAUCUCCCACCCCCACCUGCGGACGAUGCUGAAGAGGAAAGCGAAGACGAAGAGGCCGAGGAGGUCGAAGAGGAGGAAGAAGAGUCUACAGCUGUCGAACCAAAGGGCAAAGGAAAAGCGCCUGAGGUCGAGCUGGAUCAAGAGGAGGAUGAGGACGUGGAUGAGGAUGAGACGGAAUCAGGUCGUUACGAGCAACUGCCCGAAGCUGAAGGCAAAGGGGGGGCCGAAAUGGAGGAUGUCGUGUUGUGA